Messenger RNA from Lepisosteus oculatus (spotted gar), 5746 nucleotides. The record is from RefSeq and is a predicted model, not a curated record. Lineage: Eukaryota; Metazoa; Chordata; Actinopteri; Semionotiformes; Lepisosteidae.
ACAAGGACCACCGACUGCAGAAGAGGCUUGGAAAGGCAGGAGAUAAAAGCAGAAAAUCGCUGCCAUUCAACUCGCGACACCAAAAGUAACCAGCCCAGGCUCCAGAGCAAUGUUGGACUCAGAAACCAUCGAGAUGGCCACACUUGGACGCCCCUUCCAGCUGGGGAUUCUGUAUGACUGUCGCCGGGACGCACUGAUUCCAGGAAUCACGUUAUGGGACGCCGAGAUGCUACAGAAAGACAUUGAUGUGCGUCCUCAGCUGAACACAGAUUUCCAGAUCAUUGCGUCCGACUCCACGGAGGACAAGGCGUCCGCUCUGAAUGUGGAUGCCUCCCUGGAGGCGAGUUUCCUCUGUGGGCUGGUCUCAGUGAAGGGCUCGGCGAGUUACCUGAACGACAAGAAGACCUCGAAGAACCAGUCCCGGGUCACCCUGCAGUACCGCACCACCACGCGGUUCGAGCAGCUCACCAUGGACCACUUAGGAGCCGGAAACGUGCAGCACAGCAACGUCUUCCAGGAGGGAUCAGCCACUCACGUCGUCACGGCGGUGCUGUACGGCGCCCAGGCCUUCUUCGUCUUCGACCGGGAGAUUUCGGCAGAGGAGAAGCAGCAGGACAUCCAGGGCAGUCUGCACGCGGCGAUAAAGAAGAUACCGUGUGUAUCGAUCGAAGGCCAAGCGUCCCUCAAAAUGAAGGAUGAGGAACGCGAGCAGACCGACAAGUUCAGCUGCAAAUUCUAUGGGGAUUUUGCUCUUGAACAGAAUCCGGUAACGUUCCAAGACGCCAUCAAGGUCUAUUCAACUCUCCCACACCUGCUCGGAAAAGACGGAGAGCACGCCAUGCCCAUGAAAGUCUGGCUUUACCCACUGACAAAACUGGACUCCCAGGCUGCCAAAAUCGUCAGGCAAAUCAGUAUCGGGUUAGUUCGCCGAUCGCAGCGUAUUUUAGAUGAAAUGGAUGAUUAUAUCGUACAGUGCCAAGAUCUGAUGAAAGAUGCGAUUGCGAUCCAGUUUCCAGAGAUUAAACAGAAACUCCUGCGGUUUAAAGACCUGUGCGUGGAGUACAAGCUGGUCUUUCAGAAAUCUCUGGCCAGGCUGCUGCCAGCGAUCCGCGGAGGCGGGGAGGAAGAGGGUCGACUCAUCGACCUUCUGAGCAGUAGAGAGCGCUCCCCCUUCCGAAAUGCCCUGCUCGUGCAGUUCCUAGAAGACAAGGAGCGGGAGCUGAAUGUGCUGAGAUAUUACCUUCAGAAGAUGAGCGACGUCACUGUGGCCCCCUCCAGCAGUGACCUGGACCAAGUCGUGCUCAAUUCGGCAAAUGAGUACGUGGUGUGCUUUGCGUUUACAUCACUGAAGCACAGGGAGCAAUACCUAACCAUCUUGGAAAGCUAUCUGACCUCCUUCGAACGAGGGACCGGUGAAGAGGUAGCUCCUGAUCUCGAUCCAGAGGGAAGACCAGGAAAAUGGUUCAGAUCAGUGGAGGUCACAGCCCUGACACGGGAGAACAUCAGACUAUUUCUAGACUUCGAGAGAGAGAACAAAGGCAGACGGAACGUGAAGUUCUGUGUGGCUUCAAUCGAUGACGAGGUCAACAUCGGAUCUUCUGUUUACCUCUUUGAAAGGGGGGCUCUGGCCAGCAAGCACUUCGAGCUGCCAUCCCAGCCAGGGGUACCGGCAGUGCUGACAACUCUGCACGACUCCGUCCAGCUGGAGUUCCACCCGCCGAAGUACGGUGCCAGAGAGAUCGUGAGGUAUCGGGUUCUGUACCAGAAACCAGGCGACUCAGCUUGGAUGGAAGUGGACACCGAUGACAACAAGCUAGAGUUCACCGUGUCGGGGCUGGACCUAAACGCUUCAUAUCUAUUCGGCUGCCAGGCGGUUUGCAAACCCGGAGUCAGCUGUACCAGCAACGCAUCUCCUGUCUGCAAGACGUUUCCUUCAGCCCCCCCUGGAGCUCCUCAGCAGAAAUCAACAGGACCAAACUCCAUGAUCAUCACCUGGGACAUGCCCACCUCUGUGGGACAGGGAGUCAGUGUUACUUCCUACGAAGUUGAAUACAGAGAGGUCUUCAAGGGGGCAACGGACGAUCAAGACAGCAAAACAUGGACGAAGCUCAAAGCCAGAGGGAGGGUGUGCACUCUGGAGAACCUGACGGCAGGAACUUCCUACAUCGUCCGGGUUUAUUCCAACUGUGGCAAAGAAGGCAAGAGUCCACCAAGCCCCGAGACUCAAAUAACAAUCCCGAAGGACAGCACAGUCAAAGCAAGGUCAGAGGAAGUAAGUCAUGUUAAAGUACAGAGCGACCACUUCCUAAACUUCUCCACUUUAAUAGAGCACGGGCAGCCUUCCUCAUACAGGCUGUCACUGGAACAGGAGCCCACCGACGAGCAACAUUUCCAGCGCUUUACGUUUGGCAGGAAAGUGGAAGAAGGGAACAAUAAGGUCAUCAUCCUUCUGGGAGCCACGGGGGCAGGGAAGACCACCCUCAUCAACGCGAUGAUCAAUUACAUACUGGGCGUGCAGUGGGAGGAUCGGUUUCGAUUCAGGCUGAUCCACGAAGAGACCAACCGCUCGCAGGCGGAAAGUCAGACUUCCAUCGUGACGUCCUACGAGCUCCAUAACCAGAGGGGAUUCCUUAUCCCCUACUCCCUCACGGUCAUUGACACCCCGGGGUUCGGAGACACGCGGGGAUUCUCUCAGGACAAGCUGAUCACGGAGCAGGUGAAGCGCUUCUUUACCGGCCCUGGAGGCGUGGACCACAUUGACGCCGUGUGCUUCGUGGUCCAGGCGUCUCUGGCGCGGCUGACCUCCAUCCAGCAGUACGUCUUCGACUCCAUCCUCUCCAUCUUCGGAAAGGACAUCGCGGAGAACAUCCUCAUCCUUGUCACGUUUGCGGAUGGGAAGGACAUCCCUGUCCUGGGCGCCAUCGAAGCCGCGGGCCUGCCCUGCCGCAAGAACCAGAAGGGCAAAGCGACGUACUUCGGAUUCAAUAAUUCUGCCCUUUACACGCAAAACGAGAGGCCCAGAACUGAUUCCAAUGGGGAGGGCUCCGGCAGCGAUGACGAGGGAGAGGGAGAGAACAAGCUAGAGAAAAUCAUCUGGAUGAACAACGUGAAGCAGCUGAAGAAGUUUUUCCAAAUGUUGGAGAAGGUGGAGGGGAAGGACUUGACACUGACAAAGAAAGUCCUGGAGGAGCGCGAGAGGCUGGAGAUGGCGAUGAAGAGGCUGCUGCCUCAGAUCUCAGCUGGGCUGGUGAAGCUGAGUGAAAUGAAGAAGAUUAAGGCAUGUCUGAAAUCCGAGUAUGACAACAUGGAGCAGAACAAGAACUUCGAGACGGAGAUAGAGGAGCUGGUCCCAAAAAGGAAGAAGGUGGACCAAGCUUCAAUGAACUGCAUCACCUGUCGGUUUUCGUGCCACGCAGGAUGUUUCCUUCCCCCUGUAGACAAGAUCAAAAACUGUGCCGUCAUGGAUGACACGGGGCACUGUGUGAUCUGCCCAGGUCGCUGUCACCACUCCGACCACGUAUCCGAGAUGACGAUGUGGGAAUAUGAAGUUGUGAAAGUUAAGAAGACGAUCAAAGAACUAAAGGACAACUUUGUUAAGGCUUCUGGCAAAUUGAUGUCGACAAAGGACAUGCUUGAGAAAAUUGAAGUUGACUUUGAGAUUAUCAAAGACCGGAUUAUGGAGCUGAUCAGGCUGUCCUCCAACUGUCUGACACGGCUGGAGGAAAUCGCCCUGAAGCCCAACGCUCUGUCCACAGCCGCCUACAUUGAGCUGCUCAUCCGCAACGAGGAAGAGGAGGCCCGCCCGGGCUUUGAGGAUCGCAUCGCCGAGCUGCGCAAGAUGAAACAGGAAGCCGAAAUCCUCGCCAAGAUUGCCCACAACGAGAAACUGCUGCCGGAGGAGUGCAGGAUCAUGAGGGAGAAAAACCAGAAGCUGAGCAAAAUCGCUAAAGACAUCAAACUGGCGAGCUCUGCAAUGAGAGCCUGGAUUGCAGGAAACUGAACAAAUUUAAAACUGCAUGAGAAUUGCUGCGGGAAACUCAAUAUGUUAAAUCUUGAGUAAGUCAAAAUACAGAAUAAUGUUUGGGUUUCGUAAAAUAAAUGUUCCUAAUAGUUCAACUGAAAUAAAAUUAUAACUUAGUUCUACUUAAUCACUUAGUUUUAAAAUCUACAAAAAUCAUUUUAAAUUUUCUAAAUUCAAAGCUUUACUUUCACUGGACUUCUAUGCAAACUGAUGUUGGCCUUUUUCUCAUGCUAUUGGGAUAAAGUUGCCUUUCAAGUCAAUUGGCAUCCUGCUACGACUUAAAUGAUUAAUUAACGUUCACAGGGGAAAGUGUGGUUAUAGAUUAUAAAAGGCCGCAGGACACUUUUGGGUUUGCAGACACAACGGUCAGAUUGUUUCAAGAUGAGAGAAGGCGUCACUGCCUUUCCUGACCACAUCUUCUUAACAGAAGACCUAAACACAGAUUAAACACUUCUUCUGAACAGCCGCUUCAAGAAUAGUUAUCAACAUGUCAGUAUUGUAAUUGUCAACAAGUGUCUGUACUUGGUAGAUCUAUACACCGGUGAAAAAUUAAAAAUACCUUUCCUUUGAGUGACCUGUUAUGCUCAAUUUUUGGGCGACUUUGGAAAUCAUCCAUCUAAAAUGAACGUUGUUGACUUCUGAUGAUUCUUGUGCACUUUCUCUCACCUGUAUAUAAAAGUACAUGGGUCACUUACAGGCGUGAGGUACUGCUGACGAGAGACGCUCUGGUCCUCAGGUACGGGGGUAUGAAAGAGCGAGUGGCUGGAAUUUGGGCCUGCACUUCCUCUCUCUCUCCCGUGUGCGCUCACAGGGUCGGUCUCUCUGAACGUGCUGAAGACGAGAGGAAUUUAACACCCCUGACUGGACUAUGAGCGGAAUAGCAAGCAAUCAAAACAUUUAAGGAAAUCGACUGACAUUGUCAAGAGCGUUCAUGAAGUUUAAAACCGAAGUUCGGGAGGAAGGUUAGAACUGCCGCUCGCCUGCGCUCGUCAGUCUCACACUCAGGACUUCUCGCUGCGAAUCUCACACUCCUUCACUGGGCCAGCUCAAUCCUCUCUAUCGCAUUCUUUACAGUCCAACUGCAUCACGGAGAGGAGAGCAAGGAGAUUAGUGCUCCGAAUCUAGAAACGCCUGAGGGGUAACAGAGAGGAAUCCACUGUCACACACAGCAGUGAAACGAGCACAUGCAGUCACAUGGGGACACUACAAGGGAACUCACAGCAGAUGAUCGCUUGACAGUAUGACAUUCUAAACACGGGGUCUAACUCAGAGAAUUUCACAAGGCGCUCAAAACCAAUCACUCCUAUCUUGAGAUCAAAUGUUAAUUGUGGUUUCAGAGCAGGAACAGGAUACCUCCUUCCCAGCAGUGUGACUGUUCCCUUCCAGAACCCACAUGUACCAAAUGCACAGACCACAUUCAUUCCCUAGCAAAAGUCCUGAACUGGAAGAUAAGAAACCAGCUGAAAAUAAAAUCCCCAAGUGAUCCAGGAUACGUGAUGCUGACUCCCAGCUUCCCCGUCAGUAACACCCCAGAAUGACGAGGAACACCAGGGCAGGAGUGAGAUUUCACUUUACCAGACUGCCUGAGGUUAGUGCCCACUCCUCUAAAGAAGAAAAAGACCAAGGAAACCAAGGAAAUCAGGACACACACACACACACACCACAAUAUUACCACAUUAUUACCUGGGUUAAUCAGUAAAUUACUGUUGAUCACUAAUUAAUAAA